Molecule: messenger RNA, 2686 nt
Organism: Pimephales promelas (fathead minnow)
Lineage: Eukaryota; Metazoa; Chordata; Actinopteri; Cypriniformes; Leuciscidae
Gene: opn4xa
Product: opsin 4xa
Biological process (GO): visual perception; G protein-coupled receptor signaling pathway
Cellular component (GO): membrane
Molecular function (GO): G protein-coupled receptor activity
Source: RefSeq, a predicted model, not a curated record
UGUUUGCUGUGCAUGUGUGUGGGAAAAGAGCUUGUCUCUCCUCAAUAAGACAUUUGAGCAAUAGUAAAGUGAUUGUUCCCUUUGCAGUUUUUGUCGUCAGAGCGAGUCAGAUGGAAAGGACCAGUGUGUCACUCUCCUCUGAUGUCUGAGCAUCUCUGGAUGUAUGAGGGGAUUCGAAACGACCACAUCUUAUUACUGAGAGGAAUGGAGGAGCCGGUGAACAUGGAUCGUGGUUUCUUCAGGAAAGUGGACGUUCCCGAUCAUGCACACUAUAUAGUGGCCUUCUUCGUGGCGAUCAUCGGGGCGGUGGGAGUGAUCGGGAACCUGCUGGUCAUGUACGCCUUCUUCUGUAACAAAAAGCUACGGACGCCUCCGAACUACUUCAUCAUGAAUCUCGCAGUGAGUGACUUUCUCAUGGCCAUCACUCAGUCGCCGAUCUUCUUCGUCAACUGCAUGUACAAGGAAUGGGUGUUCGGAGAAAUGGGCUGUAAGAUGUACGCCUUCUGCGGAGCUCUGUUCGGGAUCACAUCCAUGAUCAACCUUUUGGCCAUUUCCAUCGACCGCUACGUGGUGAUCACCAAACCCCUGCAGGCCAUCGGCUGGACGUCCGGCCGCCGGACGCUCAUCAUCAUCCUCCUGGUCUGGAUCUACUCGCUGGCCUGGAGUCUUGCUCCUCUUUUGGGAUGGAGUUCGUAUAUCCCAGAAGGCCUCAUGACGUCCUGCACAUGGGACUACGUGACGUCCACUCCAGCAAACAAGAGCUACACGUUGAUGCUCUGCUGCUUCGUGUUCUUCAUCCCUCUCGGCAUCAUCUCUUACUGCUACUUCUUCAUGUUCCUCGCCAUUCGUAACGCAAGCAGAGAUUUGGAGAAGAUGGGUAGCCAUGUGAGGAAGACCACCCUCAUCCAACAGCAGUCCAUCAAGACCGAGUGGAAGCUGGCGAAGAUCGCCUUCGUGGUCAUCAUUGUGUUUGUGCUGUCCUGGUCUCCGUACGCCUGCGUCACGCUCAUCGCCUGGGCCGGCUACAGCCACGUUCUUUCUCCGUAUUCAAAGGCAGUUCCUGCAGUGAUUGCCAAAGCAUCAGCCAUUUACAAUCCUUUCAUCUAUGCCAUCAUACGCUCCAAAUACAGAGACACGCUGGCUGAGAAGGUGCCGUGUCUGCAUUUUCUAGCCCAGUCGUCACGUAAAGAUUGCAUUUCUGUGUCGAACAGCGAAUCGUCCUUCAGAGAGCCUAUGCUCAGCCGACAGUCAUCAGGGUCAAAGGCCAAGUUCCAGCGAAUCUCCUCCAUGUCCACUUCAGACACGGUCUGGAGUGAUGUAGAAUUAGAUCCUGUGGAGCAAAAGAGUCAGAUCCUCAGAAACUCACAAUCAGCAAAUCAGCUGAGAGAUGAAGGAAGGAAACCGCCAACGAAACAUGGCAAGACGAAGAACAAGAGUCGAGGAGAGAAAGAGCACAGAGAGGAGAAGCCUGCAGUCGCAGAGAGCGGCUCUGUGAUGGAUUACAGCCUUGACCUGGCGUCCGAAUCCAUCAACAUGGCCACCGUCCCGCUUCUCAUGGCCAAACACACUCCAGGAGGGGAACCAGAGAAAGAAGAGGAGAGCAACACUGUGAGCCCCCAGACAAACGGUCUGGCUUUUUACGAAGACACCGAGGAGCCACAAAUCAUCAUGGGCCCCGAAUCAGAGGAGCAAACGUCGCCGAGCAGAGAAGACAAAUUAAUACUGGACCUCAAAAGCCUGAACUGCUCCAGCGAGCUCCUGGAGUCUGUGGAGAAGUUCCUCUCCUGAGGCCUGACGUGACGUCUGUGUUUCGCCGAAGACGGGGCAGGACACUGGAGAACCACAGUCUUCCGCUGGACGUUUUGUUGGGCCCAGUUAGUUUGCGUGCAGAUCAGCAGCUGCUUCAACUUCACACACUUCAGCCACGGCACAGACUGUAGAAAACAUGAGAGUGACACUGUGUGUUUGCAAUUUUCAUUACCAAACCUAUUUGCACUUUAACAAGAGCGGUAUCACAAUAAGACCGGGAUUCAUUUCAGGUUCAAUACAAGUUCUGUCGAUCAAUGCAAGUAAACCUGCCUGUGCACGAGAAAUAUGAAAACACUGAAUCAUUCGGUACAAACCCUAUUUAUUAUCUAAGCUGCGCUCGUCAUGCUUCACCAAAGUAUUUCCUGUAAAGUCUCUUUCUGAUAUCUUUGCAAAUGUUCCCACGUUUUUGACAUUUUGUGGUCAUGACACUGAACUUGGAUAAUUAAUUUACACCGACAAUGUUCAUAAUGUAAGUGAUUCCGUCAUGCAAAUGUGUAAAAUGUCAAGUCGAGACAUUUAUUAAUAUGGCGUUUUAUGCAACUGUUUUUUCAAAGCAGCUUCACAGAAAUAGGCAGGAAAAUAAUGAUGUUUCAAAAUUAAAUGAUGUGAAAUGACUUAUCGGUUGUAAAGCAACUGCAGAAGACAACAAUAGCGUCAUUAUUCAGUUCAAUGCAGAUUCAAUAAUGGUGUCAUCAGUUUCGAAACAAAUUCUCAAAGUUAAUUCAGUUUUCUUGUGGAUAUGCUUUUGAAAUAGUCCGUAUUUUAAUGUUCAAUGUCUGGCCCCGUGUAUUGCUCUUGUAAGUGCUUUACUGUAACCACAAAUUUAAUCUUUAAAUCAAGAUUAUUUUCAUUGUUUAAAGGAGUAGUUCACUUUUAA